Messenger RNA from Glycine soja, 2056 nucleotides. Its product is annotated as cytochrome P450 90A1-like. Gene Ontology annotation, molecular function: oxidoreductase activity, acting on paired donors, with incorporation or reduction of molecular oxygen; iron ion binding; monooxygenase activity. Bases 309 to 1748 code for a protein of 479 amino acids. The record is from RefSeq and is a predicted model, not a curated record. Lineage: Eukaryota; Viridiplantae; Streptophyta; Magnoliopsida; Fabales; Fabaceae. Gene Ontology annotation, biological process: sterol metabolic process; brassinosteroid homeostasis; multicellular organism development. The transcript is spliced from 8 exons.
CAAAGCAAAGUCUUAUCCAGCCAGAAAGAUUAGAAGAGCAAAGAACAAAAGUGGUCAGAUACCAAAAUAUCCCGCAUUUAUUUCCUUCCCCAGUAUUCUUCCCUCCUUUCAGAUUCUCACCAGAUACAUAAUAGAUACCCCCCGUAUGCUCCCUCUUCACCCUCCAUUAAUGUCCCCUCCUCGAUUUUCCAAACCCUCUCUCUCUCUCUCUACCCUAAUCUCCUUCUCGCCCACCCUCUAUAUAAUACUCCAUACAACAUAGCAUAACAUUCGUAUAUACACACAGUACCAACCACUCUUUUUUACUUAUGGCAUCUUUCAUCUUCACACCUGUACUCUUUCUUCUUAUCAUCUCCGCCGUCCUUCUCUUCCUCCACCGCCGAUCCCGCUGCCGGCGCUUCCGCCUACCGCCUGGGACACUCGGGCUCCCCUUCGUCGGCGAAACCUUACAGCUCAUAUCAGCUUACAAGAGUGACAACCCGGAACCCUUCAUGGACCAGCGCGUGAAACGGUACGGCCCAAUCUUCACCACCCAUGUGUUCGGCGAACCCACCGUGUUCUCGACCGACCCAGAAACGAACCGGUUCAUUUUGCUCAACGAAGGGAAGCUCUUCGAAUGCAGCUACCCCGGUUCGAUAUCGAACCUCCUUGGGAAACACUCUCUGCUCCUCAUGAAAGGUUCUCUUCACAAGAGAAUGCACUCCCUCACUAUGAGCUUCGCCAACUCCUCCAUCAUCAAGGACCAUUUAUUGGUCGACAUAGACCGCCUCAUCCGGCUCAACUUGGAUUCCUGGUCCGACCGGGUUCUUCUCAUGGAAGAAGCCAAGAAGAUAACGUUUGAGUUGACAGUGAAGCAGCUGAUGAGCUUUGAUCCAGGUGAAUGGACUGAGACACUAAGGAAAGAGUACGUGCUUGUGAUUGAAGGAUUUUUCUCAGUUCCCUUGCCUCUCUUCUCAAGUACCUACCGUAGAGCCAUCAAGGCUAGGACGAAGGUGGCAGAGGCAUUAACACUGGUAGUGAGGGAUAGAAGAAAAGAAAGCGUAACGGAGGAGAAAAAGAAUGACAUGCUAGGGGCAUUGUUGGCCUCCGGCUACCACUUUUCCGACGAGGAAAUAGUCGAUUUUAUGUUGGCUUUGCUCGUCGCCGGCUAUGAAACCACCUCUACAAUAAUGACUCUUGCCAUCAAGUUCCUCACCGAGACUCCCUUAGCACUGGCACAACUCAAGGAAGAGCAUGAUCAAAUCAGAGCCAAGAAGAGUUGCCCAGAGGCACCACUGGAGUGGACAGAUUAUAAGUCAAUGGCAUUUACUCAAUGUGUUGUGAAUGAGACUUUAAGGGUGGCAAACAUAAUUGGUGCGAUAUUUAGGAGAGCAAUGACAGACAUCAACAUAAAAGGUUACACUAUUCCAAAGGGAUGGAGGGUCGUUGCUUCAUUUCGUGCGGUACAUCUAAACCCUGACCAUUUCAAAGAUGCCCGCACCUUCAAUCCAUGGAGAUGGCAGAGUAACUCAGAAGCAAGUAGCCCUGGGAAUGUAUAUACCCCAUUUGGAGGAGGGCCACGUCUGUGUCCUGGGUAUGAGCUUGCCAGAGUGGUGCUCUCUGUCUUCCUUCAUCGCAUUGUCACCCGUUAUAGUUGGUUUCCUGCAGAAGAAGAUAAGUUGGUGUUUUUUCCAACGACUAGGACGCAGAAGAGGUAUCCUAUCAUAGUGAAGCGUAGAGAGGAGUCCAAACUAAGUAAAUCGCCAUGAGAGACACCACACAAAGAAGAGGAAGAAGAGAUUGUAGAUGAUUUUAAUCAUUGUAAUGUCUAAUGUAUUAAGCAAUAAUGAAGUUUCAUCCACUAGUUUAGCCGUUUAUAUUUUAUUUAUUUUAGGGGGUUAUAGGAAGGAAUGUCUUAUUAGUAGACCUUAGGAAGGGAUGGGAAAUGAGGAUGUGAAAGAUCAAACCCCUCAUCACCCUAAUAAAACAGUUGAGCUAAAUCCACCUGUGUAUAUGAUCUUAAUUAAUUCCUACAAAAUCCUUUCACGUAUAUCAUAAUAAAUCAAUGGCGUAAGUA